UCCUUGUCAUUGAUAUGCGCUUUGAGAGUGGGGGGGGAAAAAAGUGUUGCCGUGCAACAUUUAGCUUAGACCUUACCAGAAGUUUAUCCAACAAAUAGUCUGUUGUCGGAACCUCCGGACCUUGGCUGUCAACGUCAAGCUUCCACCCGCUAGGAUGACAGAGCUGCGGCAUCGAGGAGCCAAAGAAGGCGAGUCUCCGUUAGAGCAGCAGCCAUCAGAGGACAAGGGCUCAGACAGCGAACUGAAAGCAGACAAAGAUGGCGUCUCCGACGAGUCCAAGGUGGACUCGGGAGUCCCCGAGGUGCCGGUUCCUCCUGACGACACCCCCGAAGUUCUCAACAAGGCCUUGUCUGGACUCUCCUCAAGAUGGAAGAACUGGUGGGUACGAGGCAUCCUAACACUAGCCAUGAUCUCCUUCUUCUUCUUUAUCAUCUACCUGGGCCCCAUGGUGCUCAUGAUGAUUGUCCUCUGCGUUCAGAUCAAGUGUUUCCAUGAAAUCAUCACGAUUGGGUACAACGUGUACCACUCCUACGACCUGCCCUGGUUCCGGACGCUGAGCUGGUACUUCCUGCUGUGCGUGAACUACUUCUUCUAUGGCGAGACAGUGACCGAUUACUUCUUCACACUGGUGCAGAGAGAGGAGCCUCUUCGCAUCCUCAGCAAAUACCACCGCUUCAUCUCCUUCGCACUCUACCUCACAGGUUUCUGCAUGUUCGUGCUGAGCUUGGUGAAGAAACAUUACCGCCUUCAGUUCUACAUGUUUGGCUGGACCCAUGUGACUCUGCUGAUCGUAGUGACCCAGUCCCACCUCAUCAUCCACAACCUGUUCGAGGGGAUGAUCUGGUUCAUCGUUCCCAUUUCCUGUGUGAUCUGCAACGACAUCAUGGCCUACAUGUUUGGUUUCUUCUUCGGCCGAACACCGCUCAUUAAGCUGUCGCCUAAGAAGACCUGGGAGGGAUUUAUUGGUGGAUUAUUCGCCACUAUUGUGUUUGGUAUCAUGCUCUCCUACGUCAUGGCUGGAUACCGCUACUUUGUUUGUCCUGUGGAGUUCAACAACGACUCCAACCGUUUCCAGGUGGACUGUGAGCCAUCAGAGCUGUUUCAGCUGCAGGAAUACAGCCUGCCAGGAGUCCUGGAGUCUGUCACCGGAUGGACCACCGUGCAUCUGUAUCCGUUCCAGAUCCACAGCAUCGCUCUCUCCUCCUUCGCCUCCAUUGUGGGGCCCUUCGGUGGCUUCUUCGCCAGCGGCUUCAAGAGAGCAUUUAAGAUCAAGGACUUUGCCAACACCAUACCGGGUCACGGAGGCAUUAUGGACAGAUUUGACUGCCAGUACAUAAUGGCCACAUUCGUCAAUGUCUACAUUGCCAGCUUCAUCAGGGGCCCCAACCCCAGUAAGGUGGUCCAACAGCUCCUGGCCCUGCGGUCCGACCAGCAGCUCUAUAUCUUCAACUCCCUGAAGGCUCAUCUGACGGAGAAGGGUCUGCUGCGGGCUGCCGAGGCGGCCGCCUAGCCCGGCGGCGCCCUCAGAGAACCCGUGUUUAUUUGUGAGCGAGGACACAUCAAUGAAAACCGAGAAAAAGGAAAAAAAAAAAAAAACAUUCAGCUUUUGCCAUUCCAUUUUAUUUUGGGUUGGAGCGUUGUGUUUCUGUGCUUGUCUGCUCUGUGGAUCAUCAUUCUGACGGCAGUGUUUUCAGCUUCGGUUAAAGUCCAGCCCCUCAUUAUCUGUGUAGCUGAUUAUAUUUAGGUUGUUUUUUUUUUUAAAUCAACACUGUUGGUCAGACGUACAUUUCUGCCUUGUUUACACAAUAUUCCUCGAUACUAUCGGCUCACGUGUGUUAAUAUUUUAUCGUACGUCUUUUUUUAAUCUAAAGCAGUGCUCUAAACCCCGUUAACACUGUAAUGUUACUGCAGCGUCACCMUCCCACCUAUGUCUAGCUACAUUUUCUUUUGAUUGUGAUUGUUACUAUUUAUACAGAGACGGUUUUUAUAUUUCAGAUGUUCUAUUGUGUCUUAAUGUCUGUUUUAUUCAGGCAGUUGUGUGCAUUUUUGUGUCUUUUUGUUAUGUCGUUUUGUUUCAGUUGAGUCAUUUCCAAGCCUUUCACGCUUGGCCAAAUCAUUAUCACAUCAUCAUGUAGACAUUUGAAUUCCAACCAAACCUUUCAGUCACGUAAAUUUCUAAAGCAACUGUGCUUUCUAAAACAAUCUCUCUGUAUGCUAGCGACCUCACUCUCACCUGUUUGCUAGCUUUCAUUAGUUUUUUUUAAACUCUCCCACGGUCUUGGCGUGACGCUCAGGAGGAGCGUGGCAGAUGUCACGGUCGGACAGUGGGGAGGAUGGUUAUUUCCUGACACGCACACAAGCAAGCAAACCUCGUGAAAGCGCACGUGGAGCACCGUUCAGGACCGUGCGCUUGGUAAAAGGCCCGUGGGGUAAAAAUAACACCUCAUCUAGUGUUUUUUUUUUUCUUCCUUUGUGCAGCCAACUUCCUCUUUGAAGGUUGUUUUUUAUUUCACCUCUUGAAUGCUAUGGCGGUUGGGAUAGUAAAAAUUUUGGGGGCACAAUGAUUCCUGCACUGCCAUUUCUGAUCCUGUGUGUCGUUCGGCAGCGUCACAGCAGAGACGCUCUGUUCACAAAGUUCAUACACUGAACCUCAGUAAGGAUGUUAGCAUGUUGGGCUAAGGCACAUCUGCUAACUUUGCACCUUGCCAAUACUGUAUGUGUUCAUUCAUUCCUCUAGGUUUAUUAGUCAUUUUAUGUGCUAUUUAUGCCAAGUGUGAUUUGAUAGUAAAGCAUAAGCUCCUGUGGUGUUUGGUUUCUUUAGAGGUAGCAUGUCUGGACACUUUAAUAGACACGCCAGCAGGUGUUUAGGUUAGCAUGCCCUACAGAAACGGCAACACGUGUUCACUGAUAUGGCUUUUUUUCUUUAGCUAAUGCUGAUAUUCCACAUGAUUUAUUUAUGCUUUCCUAGAUAUAAUUUGUUCUAACCUGAGCUCAGAAUUUUAAAAAUGUCUGACACAUCUGUACUGAGUUAGGCCCAAUCCACUGCUGGUCAGGCCGAUAUUUGCCACAGCCGACGGAUUUAUUGGCUUUCUUGUGCGGUCUGGAAUUUAUUAAAACAUCUGUAUUAAUUUAGCUCUUUUACUGAUGUUCCACCUCGAUUAUUUUUAUUUGCUUAACUAGGAUCCAAUUUUUGGAGGGUAGAAACAUUUAUAGACUCGCAGAGAUAUUUCCUGUCGUAACUAAUUCAACGGCACACACAACGCUGAUCGCCCUUUGGGUUUAUCUGUAGGUGUUUUAAGUAUUUCACUCUUCUACAUUUUAUACAAGCACCUUGUGCGACCAUUUUUGAAGCAUCGGCUUAAUUAUCUCUUUUUUUUUCUCUUGCUUUAUUCUGGUAGCGACUUUCCUAAGUUGAUUACUUCUUUUUUUAUCAUUUGGCAUUAGAAUUUUGCCAAACUUCUAUGAGUAUGAGUAUAAAACAUUAGACACGUUAAGACAAUAUUUGCUGUUUUUUAAAUAUGUCCCUACAUUAUCCGCCGAAUGCUAAUUUGUAGCCACCAUGUGUUUCUUUUGUUUUUUUUUGUAUUAGGAAUCUAAGGCAGCAUGACGUUACGAAAACGUGCAAUCCAAGUAUUAUUGUACAGGAUUGCAGCAUUGAAACUCGCAUUUACUGUUGGUUUCCUUUAAAACAUUGAAAUGUCUCAGAUCCAUUUGAAUUUCUUUCACUAAAAUCUGUACCAGGUGUGGGUAUCAAGGGCAGCAAAGCAUUUUCUUUUUUCCCAUGAUGAAGCAUUAAUGCCUGGUAACAGAAAUGCAAUACUGUACCAAAUAUUACAUCCACGCAGUCUUUUGUGAUUAUGGAAUUACACGACUAACGUGAUUCAAUAUAUUGUGCAGCUCCACUAGAGUAUACCAAAAUAUUCCUGUUACUGUUGGUGUUUUUUUUUUUUUUCCGAAAUAUCUUUUAGAACGUGAAAUAUAAGAUUACUCAGAAGAAGAAAUUUAGUUUUCAGUUUUUUUCCAUCCUUCUCUAAAGACGUCCAUUAUUGGAAAUAAUUCAUUGCAGAAUUCAAACUAACAUCUUGUAAGAUUAUGUGUUUCUAUAGUUAAAAUCUGAUUAGCAAUCUAAGUAAAUUCUUUUGCACUGAUGGUGUUUUAGAUAACGAUUUUGUUCAAAGGACCCUUUAGUAUUUCUAACUAAAACCAGAUGACUUCUGUUAGUACGAUGGAAUAAAACCAAUAUUUGUAACAAACUGCAUUUGGUGUAGUAGCAGAAAAGGAAAAGGGCGGUAAAUAGUGGCUUCUUUUAAACGUGUUCCUGGUGUUUAUGUUCAUUUUAUAUACCAUCUUCUCGUUUUUUUUUCAAGCAUAUCACCCAGACGUCACUUUUCCCCGGUGUUUGAAUUUAAUUCUAUGAUUAUUUAUUGACGUCAUUCGAAACGUCAUCUUUCUCAAGUUAUUUAUUAACUCUCUAACUCUGCUGUAAUUUUAAAAUAUAUGUUGGUGUUCUUUUAGUAGUUUUUUGUCGUCAGGCAAAAAAAAACCCCAAAAAGAAAAACAUUAUCGCCAUGUGCGAAAAAAAAAAAAAAAGUGUAAAAGUAGCUGAAGAGUUUCUUCGCUGUUGCCGUGGUUGCUGUUGCUAGGCUCCUGUCCUGUUCGGUGUCGUGCCUCAGCUCGGGUGCUCGUUGCUUAUGAUUUACGUAGUCUCCCCCUUAAACAUUAUGGCAACAGAAGCCGCAAAAGUAGUUACAUUUUUACAAAAUUUUAAUUUUCGGUUCAGCAGCUCAGCACUGCCCUUCCACUUACCUGCCACCAGAGGGAGCCAGAGCUCCUGUUUUCGGCCUGUUGAUUAUGACCUUAAGGCUGUUCAUAAAUGGAGAUAUUUGGCCAUUUGUUACUUCUGCUUAGAACAAUCCGCUGCCCUUUUAUGAAAAAGUUAGUUUACUAGAUAAACUUUUUC
Messenger RNA from Poecilia reticulata (guppy), 4960 nucleotides. RefSeq names its product CDP-diacylglycerol synthase (phosphatidate cytidylyltransferase) 2 (gene cds2). Gene Ontology annotation, molecular function: phosphatidate cytidylyltransferase activity. The record is from RefSeq and is a predicted model, not a curated record. Lineage: Eukaryota; Metazoa; Chordata; Actinopteri; Cyprinodontiformes; Poeciliidae. Gene Ontology annotation, cellular component: endoplasmic reticulum membrane.